Molecule: messenger RNA, 2766 nt
Organism: Cyprinodon tularosa
Lineage: Eukaryota; Metazoa; Chordata; Actinopteri; Cyprinodontiformes; Cyprinodontidae
Gene: plekhg7
Product: pleckstrin homology domain containing, family G (with RhoGef domain) member 7
Exons: 17
Coding region: 434-2620 (728 amino acids)
Biological process (GO): Rho protein signal transduction
Molecular function (GO): guanyl-nucleotide exchange factor activity
Source: RefSeq, a predicted model, not a curated record
GUUCCAGGCAGGCAGCCGGUGACGUUGCUUGGUGUCGCUGAAGGAGGGAGGGACGCCUGAUGUUCCCAGGCUGGAGGCGCGCAGCAGGCGCACCUUUCCCACCUUCUCACAGAGGAAUAAAGAUCUCCCUUCACUCUUUAUGUGGCUCCAUCCUGGAAAAACAACAAAACAAACAAAAACAAAGGAAACAACUCGGAUACUUUCUCCAGACUUUUUUCCCCCAGUCCACCUGCCGCUUAAUUCGCCGCUCUCCACUUUCCACCGCCGGUGUGGAGGCGCAGCUGCGCCGCUUCAUAAAUCUGAGACUUGAAUGGUGCGAAAGUACACCAGGAUUAUCACCUGACAUCACCUUGAGGGAACUCAAAGUGAUCGCUCUGUAAGAUUACCUGUUCUCCGAUGUCAGCUGCACUGUAAUAAUGCCUUUGAGGCUACAAUGUCGACGCUGAAGCACGUUAUUCUGCAGGAUAAAGACCAGGACAAUGAGAAGUUGGACUGGAGUUACAUCAGCGACUGGGCUGACAAUGAAGUUGUCACGACAGGAGUCGCAGACGCAGAAACCCAAACGGACUCGGGGCUUUUUGAGCACAAGGAGUGUCAGACCAGCAGCCCCGUCAUAAUGCACAUAGAUCUCACCCGGACACACUCCAAACUGAGACACGUUUCUCUGAUGGACACCGAGGGCCUGGUGGCGCCUUUGUUCCAGUUUGAUCGCCAGGCUCCGGGGCGCAUCUCUACAUCUCCCACCUUGAGGAGGAUGAGGAGCACCAGACGUCCUGUGAUUGAUCCUCUGGAAUCAGGCAGGAUGGGGAGCACUCAGGAGGAGUCCUCCCCUUUAAGCCCCCUCUCUCCUGUACAGAGAGUCAAAUCUCCCUUAGCAACAAACCCUUCAUCCGAUGGAGAGAAUAGUAAAGAACCUCAGUCAGUUUCAUCGUCUGGCCGACAGAGAACCAGAUCACAUAGAUCAAAGACUUUUGAAAAUGGUAUCCCAUCCACCAAACUGGAAGGCUACAGUGCGGAUUCUGCUCUAAUGAAAUCGUCUGGGGUAGAAGUACAGGAGACAGAACGAUGCCAUCGAAGGGUUCAUGAGAGGAGGCGUAGCUCAGUGGUGGUCAGUUUACCUGGACUUGAUGUCUCACCCGGAGACCUGUUUGUGUCUAACGGAGCCGCAGACAUGAUCAAUGAUUCAAACCUCACUGAUACAAAGAAAUCAAAGUGGCCCUUUUCGAGGCGCAGUACGACUAAAGGGAAGUCACAGGCAGGCACGGUAUCAGAUAUUGAAAAAUACCUUUCAGGGGUGCAGAUUCAAGACUGGAGAAAUGCAGAAAUUCUGAAAUAUAAGGACUUCUCACUGGCUGAGUUCCUCCAGGAUCAGCUCUCGCAGGUGGGUGUUACCUCUGACCCUCAGGGUCGAAAGAGACAAGAGGCCAUCUGGGAACUCUUCACCAGCGAGUGCGUUUACUUCCUGGAUCGGCUCAUUGUUCUCAAAGAGGUGUUUUUUGUCACGCUCACGAACCUGCAGGAGAACAACUGCCUCACGGAUGUUGAUCCAUGGAGCCUGUUUGCAAACCUGAAAGAUCUUUGCCUGGUCAGCCAUAGUUUCCUGAACAGCCUCUUGCGUGUCAUCAAGAACAUGUUGAGUAUUACCCAGGGGGGCGGGCCCACCCUGCUGGAGCUGCUGAGCAAGGUUUUCCAGGAGAGCAUAUGUCACUGCUUGGAGAAGUACUGCCUCAACUACUCCUCAGCUCUGCUUUAUCUGCACAACCUGAUGUCCAGGGAGGACUUUGGAUCAUACGUUAAGUGGUGUGAGAGGAACGAACAGUGCCGGAGGCUACAGCUACGAGACCUGUUGGUGGCACCUUUGCAGCGGCUAACCAGAUACCCGCUGUUACUGAGGAAUAUUGCAAAGAGAUGUCAGGUGUUGGAGGAAAGCCGAGAGCUGCAGCUUAUAGCUGAGAGAGUGGAGAAGUCUAUAUGUGAUUUGGAGGGGAAGGUCAAGUGGCUGGAUAACUACCAGAAGAUGAAACUACUGAGAGAUGCGCUCGUGUGGCUGCCUGUUUGGGAAAGAGAUAAACGUGCCUUCAUCCCAGAGAGUCUGAAACAUCUCCUAAAGGCUGUCACUCUGGACAACCUGAUACCCCACAGAAGUCUGCUGCUGGAAGGAAAGCUGGUGCUCUCAGAGAACACAAAGCUCAUAGAUGUUUAUCUGUUCCUGUUUGACGAAUUCCUGCUGAUCACAAAGAUAAAGCGAAACAAGAAGAGGUCUGUUAGUUCUGAGCAGAACCACCUGAGGCUGCAGCAGAACCUGGAGCUGGAUCAGCUGCUGAAGGAGGGAUGCACCUUUACUGUUCUUGAUCAGCCCAUCUCUCUAGACCGCAUGCAGCUUAAGAACAUUGAUCAGCUAAAUGCUUCCACAUCAGGGCUGCCACAUUCUUUCAUCAUAAUGCACCACAACCGGUACCAACAGUGCAUCGGUGCAUUCAUUCUGCAAGCUGCCUCAGAGUCAGCCAAGAGGGAAUGGAUGUCGAAGAUAGAGGGUGCUGUAGCGGCGCUGCUGAAGCUGGACUCUCAGCAGCCGCGAGUCAAGAGCUCCUCACUGUGGCUGGAGUCCUCCCAGAUCUGAUCCCCUCCAGCAGAAUGUCCCAUCUGAAUCCGUCCCAUCGCGUCGGUGAAAGUAGCUGCUCCAAUUCUAGGAUUAUUUUCUAAACUGUUUGCCUUUAAAGGCAGCUGAUAUGUUAGUGUACAAUAAAUAUCUAAUGUCAGAUAUAA